UCCCCUUUGCCUUUCCCCUACUCCUAAUUCUUCUUGCUUUUUCACAUUCUUCCCCACUAAUUUAAAAAAAAAAAAAAUUAUAUAAAAACCAAAAUUGAAGAACCCAAUUUCAAGAAUCAUGAAGUUUUCUUUUCCAUUUCUCUCAUGUUUUAGCUCAUCAGCAGAUACUUUGGAAGGCAGCCAAACCCCAUAUGGUGGACAAAUUUCCCAGAAUUUUUCAGUGUACUCUUACAAUGACUUGAAAGCUGCAACUCAUGGAUUCAGAGCUUCAAAUAAAAUUGGAGAAGGAGGUUUUGGUUCUGUUUACAAGGGUCGGCUUCAAGAUGGAAGCUUUAUGGCUGUAAAAGUUCUUUCAGUUGAAUUGGAAUCAAUGAGAGGGGAAAGGGAAUUUGUAUCAGAAAUAGCUGCAUUGUCUGAUAUCAAACAUGAAAACCUUGUCAACCUCAGAGGAUGUUGUGUUGAUGGAGCACAUAGACUUUUAGUCUAUGAUUACAUGGAAAACAACAGUCUUUCCCUAACAUUUUUAGCAGGUGGGGAGCAAAACAGAAGCAAAUUUACAUGGACACUUAGGAAAGAAGUUUCGAUAGGAAUAGCAAAGGGACUUUCAUAUCUCCAUGAAGAAGUGAGUCCACAUGUUGUGCAUAGAGAUAUUAAAACCAGCAACAUACUCCUUGAUGAGAAUUUUACACCAAAAAUUGCAGAUUUCGGUUUGGCUAGGCUGUUUACGGAGAACAUGUCCCAUAUUAGUACCCGAGUAGCCGGAACAUUAGGCUAUCUUUCUCCAGAAUACGCCAUCAGUGGACACUUAACACGCAAGUCAGACGUUUAUAGCUUUGGAGUCGUGUUACUAGAAAUAGUCAGCGGUUCACCAGUAGUUGCAUUCGACAUUACUCGAGGAGAGCAUUUCCUUGUUAACAAGGCAUGGGAAAUGUACAAUGCUGACCAACUAUUAGAGCUAGUGGACCCUGUUUUGGAUAGAGAACUUUUGAACGACGACGAAGCUCUCCGAUUCUUGAAGGUUGGCCUCCUCUGCGUGCAAGAGAACGCCAGCCUCCGCCCCAAAAUGUCCAUGGUCAUCAAGAUGUUGAGUCGAGAUGGCGCGAUAAUAGUAGAUGAAAUGAAGAUUACUCAGCCUGGGAUUGUUGCUGAUCUAAUGGAUGUUAAGAUAGGCAGAAAACACUCUUCUCAAAGCUUUUUUUCUAAAGCUUCUACAAGCAUGAGCCCAGGAAGCCCCUUCCAAAUAGUUAAAAGGAGAAAAAGCAAUAGCUAGAAAUUAGUCGAGGUACGCACAAGCUGGUUCAGAUACCACGAUUAUUAAAAAAAUAGAAUGUACUUGUACAAAGAGUAUAUUGUGCACACACAUAGAUACAUUUGCACUAAGUUUGCUCACUUUUUUUUGAUGUUAGAUCAGUUGUAUAUCAAUGUGAGCAGCUAGGUCUUUAAUUUUUUCAAUUUUUUUUUUUUGGAAUAUUUGGUUCCAUUUGAUGUAAAAGCUACCCUUAAUAACA
Solanum tuberosum (potato) is the source of this 1508-nucleotide messenger RNA. RefSeq names its product putative serine/threonine-protein kinase. Lineage: Eukaryota; Viridiplantae; Streptophyta; Magnoliopsida; Solanales; Solanaceae. Gene Ontology annotation, biological process: protein phosphorylation. The coding region runs from base 119 to 1270 and encodes 383 amino acids. Gene Ontology annotation, molecular function: protein kinase activity; ATP binding. The record is from RefSeq and is a predicted model, not a curated record. The transcript has 6 exons.